AUGUCCAAGACAUCUACCAAGGGUGCCGAUAAGGCCGUCAAGGCCAGCAAGGCCUUGAACAAGGUCAAGGAUGCCGGUGUCACCAAGGCUUCCCAGUCCCCCGCCGCCAAGAGCAAGGCUAUUGCCAGCAAGGUUGCCUCCAAGGAGAAGGCCUCCAAGAAGAACAAGAAGAAGGAGCCUACUCCCAGCUCCUCCGAGUCUGAGUCCGAGUCCGAUGAGGAUAUGAAGGAUGCUUCCUCCAGCUCCAGCUCUGAGUCUGAGUCUGAGGAGGAGAAGCCCGCUCCCAAGAAGGCCGAGAAGAAGGUCGAAAAGAAGGUCGCUGCUAAGGCUGAGUCUUCCGACUCUUCCGACUCUGACUCUGACUCUGACUCCGAGUCCGAGUCCGAGGAGGAGAAGCCCGCCCCUAAGAAGACUGAGAAGAAGGCUGCUGCUAAGGCUGAGUCUUCCGACUCUUCCGACUCUGACUCUGAGUCCGAGGAGGAGAAGCCCGCUCCCAAGAAGGCCGAGAAGAAGGUCGCUGCUAAGGCUGAGUCUUCCGACUCUUCCGACUCUGAGUCUGACUCUGACUCCGAGUCCGAGUCCGAGGAGGAGAAGCCCGCCCCUAAGAAGACCGAGAAGAAGGCUGCUGCUAAGGCUGAGUCUUCCGACUCUUCCGACUCUGAGUCUGAGUCUGAGUCCGAGGCCAAGAAGGCCUCUUCCGACUCCGAGUCUGGUUCCGACUCUGACAGCUCUGACUCUGACUCCGACUCCGAGGAAACCCCUGUCUCCAAGAAGCGCAAGGCUGAUGAAGAGCCUGCCGCCGCUGCCAAGAAGUCCAAGACCGAGGAUGCUCCCGAGGGUGCUUCCGCCAACCUGUUCAUUGGUAACCUGUCCUGGAACGUCGACGAGGAGUGGCUCCAGCGUGAGUUCUCCGAGUUCGGUGAGCUCUCCGGUGUCCGCAUCGUUACCGACCGCGAAUCUGGCCGCUCCCGUGGAUUCGGCUACGUUGAGUACACCAGCGCUGCCGAUGCCGCCAAGGCCAUGGAGGCCAAGAAGGGUACCGAUCUUGAUGGCCGCACCAUCAACCUCGACUACGCCGCUCCCCGUCAGGCCAACCCCCAGCAGGACCGUACCCAGGACCGUGCUCGUUCCUACGGUGACCAGACCAGCCCCGAGAGCGACACUCUCUUCGUUGGCAACCUUCCCUUCAGCGCUACCGAGGAUGCUCUCCACGAGGUCUUCGGCGCCCACGGCUCCGUUCUCGGAAUCCGUCUCCCCACUGAGCAGGAGACCGGCCGUCCAAGGGCUUCGGUUACGUUCAGUUCUCUUCCAUCGAUGAGGCCAAGGCUGCCCACGGUGCUCUCAACGGCCACGAGCUCGAGGGCCGUGCCGUCCGUCUCGGCUUCUACUCCCCGUCCUGCCGGUGGUGACCGUGGUGGCUUCGGCGGCCGUGGUGGUGGUCGCGGCGGUGGCCGUGGUGGCUUCGGCGGUCGCGGCGGUGGUGGUGGUUUCGGUGGACGUGGUGGUGGUGGUCGCGGUGGCCGCGGUGGCUUCGGUGACCGUGGCGGCCGUGGUGGUGCCCUUAACAAGGGUAAGGGCUCCAUCCCUGAGUACAAGGGUACCAAGGUCACCUUCUAA
Molecule: messenger RNA, 1617 nt
Organism: Penicillium mononematosum
Lineage: Eukaryota; Fungi; Ascomycota; Eurotiomycetes; Eurotiales; Aspergillaceae
Product: putative nucleolin protein Nsr1
Exons: 1
Coding region: 1-1617 (538 amino acids)
Molecular function (GO): RNA binding
Source: RefSeq, a predicted model, not a curated record